CAGUUAAUUACCCAAAAAGGGACUGACGACAUUACAUUCGACAUUUAUUUGUUGAGGGUGAAGCUCAGCAUCCACCACGACAUUCUCUGAUGUCAGGAUUUCUCAUAUAAAAAAAAAAGCCCAUUUUCAUUUUUACAACAUGAUCCCAUAAAUUUACAACACCAAAUCCAUAACGUAUCAAUUUGUUCUAUUUAGAAUUCAAUCCCCUUAUCAAUCAAUCAAUCCAAUUGAAUAGCAUAUACUAUAGGUGUACUGCCCAUACCGAACUUACCGACUGUACCGAAGAGCGGAAAUCUUUAUCAAUUGAAUUCGCUUUAUAAGUCAUAUCUACUUAGUAAUAUAUCAACCCCAACUUAGUUGACCAUUUCAAUUCAACCAAUUUGAUUGAAAGGUAAGAUCUACUACUACUACUACUACUGCAUUAUAAUGACCAAUCAUAACUCAAGACCUUCAACGCCGUUAGCAUUCAACCCAUCCCAAUUACAUUCCCAUUCAUCAUCAAUAUCAUCACUGCAACAACAACAGCCACCGGUACAACCAUUGGUUCCGGGACAACAAGGAACUGGUCAUAAAAUACCAAUUUAUGAAAAACCAAUUCAUGAAAACUUGGCUGAGAUUUAUCAUACAGUGUUAACCUUAAAGAAUAAUAGAAAUAAAUAUAUCAAUUCUAAACAAAUUUAUCAGAUUUAUGAUAAAUUCUUAUCAUGGUUACAUGAAUUAAAGAUUACUAGAAAGGAUGAAGAAUUAAAAGGGUUAAGUUUAAAUUUACCUAAUAAUAAUGAUUUUUUAAUUGAUGAUAUUUGGCAAUUACUAUCUCUUUGUUUUGUAACUUGUGGAUUAAUUAAAUUUGCUCCGGCAACUUAUAGUUCUUUAAGUACGGUAAGUAAAUUAUUAGAUCAUUUAAAGGAAGGUCAAGUUUAUACUUUAGAAGAUUUAAAACCAAUAAAGAUAAGAUUAGAUGAAAUCAGAACUAUUAUUGAACAACAACCUGAAUCUGAUGAUGAUGAAGAAAAUGAUGAAUCAGGUGCCAUAUCAAGUUUUAAUCAAAGAAAAGCUCAUCAUCGUGUUGAAGAGAAUUUAUUAUUAAGAACCAAAUUAAAUAAAUGUCAAACUCUUUAUAAUUCCUUAGAAUCCAAUUUUAAGAAUUUCCCAUCUGAUUUAGAAUUGAUUUAUAAUAAAUUAAUUUCAAUUCGGAAGAUUAUUUUGAAUUAUUUAACUACUGAUAAUGAUAGUAAUAAAUCAACCACAUCAUCAUCAUCUCCUUCAAGUCAAAUGUAUCAUUAUGGUAAGGGUAAAUCUAAAGACCCUAAGAUUCUUACUAAAGUUGGUCAAUUAAAAUCAGAAUUAAAAGAAAUUGAAAGUUUAAGAGAUAUAAAUGAUGGAAAAUUUCAUUCUAAAAAAGUUGAACCAACAAAACAACAAGCUAGUGAUGAAAAGAUUCAACCGGUUAUAAAUGGAUUAAUUGAUGAUUGUAAUAAUUUAUUACAAGAUUUAGUUAUUCAAAAUGAUUCAACUAAUUUAACCAUUGAAUUAUCUCAAUUAAAUUUAGAUGAUGAUUCUAAUGAACAAAAUGAAAAUUUAAAGAAUUUAAGAAGUAUUAAUAAUAAAUUUGAAUCUAUAUAUAGUCAAUUAUUAGAUUUAAAACAAAAAUUAGAAAAUUUAUUAAUUACUAGAAGAUGGACCAUGAGAGAAACUGAUUUAUAUGGAUAUCAAAAAUUAUUAAGAACCAUUGAUGAACAACGUAUUGUAUUAAAUAAUCAAAUUAAAUCAAUUAUUAUAAAUAAUCAUUUAAGAAAAAAUCAUACUUUAAUUUUAUAUCUUUUAAGAAGAAGUUAUGGAUUAGUUUAUAAAUUAUUAGAAAGUUCUGAACCAGUUAGUGAAUCCUUACAACCUAUUCAUAAUCAAUUAUCUACGGUUAGAAAAUGUUUAUUAGAUAUUAAAAGAGUUGAUGGAUUAAAUAAUUUACGAGAAUUAUAUCCAUUUCAAUUUAAAUUAGCAUCAUUAGAUAAUUUAAGAAGUGAUGGGAAAUUUUAUAUUAAUAAUCAAAUUCCUGAAGGUCAAGGGACAUUAAAUGCAUUAUUAGAGGAAUGUUUUGAUAUAAUUCAUGAAUUAAAGAUUGAAUUAGAAGAAAAAGAGGACGAAAGAUAUGAAAGAAAACAAAAACAACUGUUAUUAUCGAUUGAUUCAUCGGUGAAUCAUAGUGUGACUGAUUUGACUGAUGAUGAAGAUAUUCAAUCUGAUGAUGAAGUUGAAUUAAAGAGAAAUAGAUAUAUGGGAUUCAAUGAAGCUGAUUAUGAUAAAGAAUCAGAAUCAGCCUAUGAAUUUGGAGAUGAUGAUGAUCUUGAUGAUCUUGAAGAUGAAGAAGAUGAUGAUGAUAAGUUGAGUGAUGAUGAAUAUGAAGGUAAUGAUUAUUAUUAAAGUGGUAUUAAGUUUUUUUGUUUUCUAAUUUGUUUGUUUUAAUUUUUGUUUAGUUAUUUUUGAUUGCUUAUUUAUUUUAUGUUAUGUUGUGUCAUGCUAUUUUUUUCUAUAUUUUCUUAUUCUUAUUCUUAUUCUUACUAUUAUACAUAUUUUAUUUAUUUCUUUUAUUCAUAUAAAUCUUUUAAAAUAUAAGUAUUAUGUUAUGGUAUGUUUAAUUAAGUGUGGUUAAAUAUGGUAGCAAUGGCUAAUGGCGGGUAACCCUUCUUUUUCUUCUUGCUUUAAAAUUUCUUUUUUUUGUGUGUGGUCUG
Scheffersomyces coipomensis is the source of this 2726-nucleotide messenger RNA. RefSeq lists its product as uncharacterized. Bases 427 to 2418 code for a protein of 663 amino acids. Gene Ontology annotation, cellular component: nucleus; cytoplasm. The transcript is spliced from 2 exons. The record is from RefSeq and is a predicted model, not a curated record. NCBI's taxonomy places the organism in Eukaryota, Fungi, Ascomycota, Pichiomycetes, Serinales, Debaryomycetaceae.